Molecule: messenger RNA, 1672 nt
Organism: Branchiostoma floridae (Florida lancelet)
Lineage: Eukaryota; Metazoa; Chordata; Leptocardii; Amphioxiformes; Branchiostomatidae
Product: mesenchyme-specific cell surface glycoprotein-like
Exons: 11
Coding region: 87-1514 (475 amino acids)
Molecular function (GO): protein binding
Source: RefSeq, a predicted model, not a curated record
GCGCACUGCGCCGAGGAACCGACCGGGAGAGACUGGUGAGAAUAUUAGGUUUAAUAGAAUCUUUCACACAACGUUAUCGCUCGACAAUGGAUGUUGUGGUGGCGCUCUUGUUUCUCUACAUGGCCCCAGCGUGGAUAUGCGAGGGGAAAAUGGAGCUGAAACCAGUGUCAACAGUGUACGUACCGUUCACUGUGUACGAAGGGGAGGCGUACUACAGGAUGGGGGUGGGAGCUGCCGAGCAGUGCACGUACGACAAGAGGAACAGGAUGGUGUACACUAUAGGCGAGCAAGGACUGAUUAACGUUAUCGACAUCUCCGAUCCUCUCAACGCCACCUUGGUUCACUCCCAGUUUCUUCCCAACGGAAUGAAAACAGGUACAGACCUGGAGGUGUGUGGAGAUGUUCUAGGUGUCAGCAUGACUGCGCAGGUCAAAGCCGAACGGGGGUCGGUCCUUAUUUACGACUUAUACAGACGGGGGAAAAGCAACAUGGAGCUACUUUACAACAUCUCAGUUGGCUUCCAUCCCGACAUGCUGCUCUUCACCGAUGACUGCAGGAGGCUGGUGACGUGUAACGAGGGAGAGGAUGGAGAAGACGCUAAUGGAGAUUGGAGAAAUCCUGAAGGUUCAGUUUCUAUCAUCGACUUCUACUCCGAGGAGGAAAACGCAACUGAACCGUACUCCGUCAGGACGGCCUCCUUCCAGAAGUUCGAUAGUAGGGCGGAUGAGUACGUAAGGCGAGGCGUGCGGUGGGUGUUCCGCGGCUUCCCUGGUGACGACGAAGAGUUCCAACUGUCUCAGGAGCUGGAGCCGGAAUACGUCACCUUCAACAAGGACGAGACUAAGGCGUACGUCGUCAUGCAGGAGAAUAACGCAGUCGCCGUUGUAGACCUUGCCACAGCUUCAGUAGACGAGCUGUACUCGCUGGGCGUUAAGAACUGGGCCGAGUCAGGAAUGGACGCAAGUGACAAGGACGGCGGUAUACGUAUCAACAACUGGCCUAUCUACGCCUACUACCAACCGGACUGCAUCAAAUACCUAGAGGUCGGAGGUCACGGUCUGCUCCUCACGUCCAAUGAGGGUGCCGUUAGGACAACCCUCGGGAAGGGACGGUACUUCAGCGAGGUGUGGAGAGGGGAACGGUUCGUAGAGAAUGCCGUGCUUGCGCCAUCAGUCACUGGCAUGAUGGCCGUGGCGUUGGGAGACAACACCAUGCUUGGUCGUCUAAAGUUCACUAAUUGUGAUGGGAAUUCAUCUCGAUACCCGGGCAUGUUUGAUACGUUUUACACCUUCGGAGGAAGAAGCUUUUCCCUGUGGAACGCGACCACUCUAGAACAGAUAUGGGACAGCGGCGAUGACGUAGAGGCCAGGCAUGCGCAGUACUACCCUUCCCUGUUCAACAGUGAGUACAAGAGCAAGUACAAGGACGACCGGCCCACCUGGACCAUGGACGAGGCGUCUUCUGACAUGGUGACGUAUCUAUGUGGUAACAUUGUCUGCGGGGGAAAGGUGUAGCAUUUUAGAUUAGCCAACAAAGUGCACACAGAUAGUCUUCAAUAUGAAGCUUACAUGGUACAGCAGGAACUUUACCGCCGUGAAACACCCUGCUGGCUAUCUGAUGUAAGGAAACUCUUAGAGGAGUCCGGCUUUGCCUACCUGUAUAUAAACGGUCA